AUGCGUCCAAUCUCCAGAGCCGUUCUUCGGCCCUACGUCUGCCCAACCUGCCGACAUGGCAUUGGUGCUGGCCAACGUCGAUUUGCUUCUAAAUCCGAUCCCCUCGACAUCUACGAUGUGGUCUGCGUUGGAGGCGGGCCCGCGGGCCUAGGAUUAUUGGCCGCACUCCGAUCCUCGCCUAUCACCUCCAAGCUCAAAGUCGCCCUCAUCGAGAGCCAGGACCUCAACAAAGCCAAAGCAUGGAACCUCGAACCAACGCAAUUCUCCAACAGAGUCAGCAGCUUGACGCCCUCGACCGUGUCCUUCCUGCGCGAAAUUGGCGCCUACGACCACCUCGACACUAGCCGCGUGCAAGACUACCAGGACAUGCAAGUCUGGGACGGCCAAACCGGCUCCCGAAUAACAUUCGACUGGUCAAUGGAGACAUCCCCAUUCGAAAACCCGCGCACAGUAGCAACAAUGACCGAGAACGCAAACCUAGUGCGCGCCCUGCUCCGCCGAAUCGCCGACUCAGGCGACGAGAACCUCUCCCUUUUCUCCAAUUCCACAGUCGCCUCCAUCGAAAACGGCUCAGACCUCGCGCCCCAGGGCCCCAACCUCUCAGCCUGGCCCAUCCUCACCGUCAAGCCAACAACCCCGACUGAAACAACAGCAGCACCCAAGCGCAUUGCCGCCCGCCUCCUCGUCGGCGCAGACGGAAUAAACAGCCCCGUCCGCUCCUUCGCAGACAUCCCAACCCAGGGCUGGGACUACGGCCGCCACGGCAUCGUCGCAACACUCGCCCUAGCAGAGCCAGCCUCUCCGCCCUUCCCGGCAACAAAGCGAACAGCAUACCAGCGAUUCCUGCCCGCUCUAGGCGGUCCAAUCGCUCUCCUCCCACUACCAAAUAAUCACGCAACACUAGUCUGGUCAACAACCCCGGAAAACGCAGCUUACCUAAAGUCCCUCCCGACACCGGCCUUCCUCGCCAUGGUCAACGCUGCAUUCCGUCUAGACAUGACCGACCUCUCCUACAUGCUGGGCCUGCCUUCUUCUUCGGACUCAACGUCCACCUCACCAUCCCACCAAGACGAACUCGCCUGGCGCGCCCAGCACACAUCCAUCCCCCCGCAAAUCCCACCACCAGCAACAGCCGUCCAAACAGGAACAGUAGCCUCCUUCCCGCUCCGCUUCCGCCACGCUGCGCAGUACGUCUCACCGCGCAUCGCCCUAGUCGGCGACGCCGCGCACGUCAUUCACCCACUCGCCGGGCAGGGUUUGAAUCUCGGUCUUGCGGAUGUUGCGUCGCUGUCGAAGACCAUCCAGUAUGCUGUCUCGCAUGGCAUGGAUGUUGGGGAUUUGUUGACGCUGGAGCGCUACUCGUGUGAGCGGUACUUGCCCAAUGCUAAGAUUGGGGGUGCUUGUGAUCUGCUGCAUAAGAUGUAUAAUGUUCCAGGUGAAGGGCCGAUCACUUGGGCGAGGAGUCUGGGGCUUGGGGUUGUUGAUUCUUUGCCGUUUGUUAAGGGGUUCCUGAUGAAGAAUGCUGAGGGGUAUUAG
Messenger RNA from Penicillium bovifimosum, 1536 nucleotides. RefSeq names its product putative ubiquinone biosynthesis monooxgenase (Coq6). The record is from RefSeq and is a predicted model, not a curated record. The coding region runs from base 1 to 1536 and encodes 511 amino acids. Gene Ontology annotation, biological process: ubiquinone biosynthetic process. Gene Ontology annotation, molecular function: 2-octaprenyl-6-methoxyphenol hydroxylase activity; FAD binding; oxidoreductase activity, acting on paired donors, with incorporation or reduction of molecular oxygen, NAD(P)H as one donor, and incorporation of one atom of oxygen. The transcript has 2 exons. Gene Ontology annotation, cellular component: mitochondrion. Lineage: Eukaryota; Fungi; Ascomycota; Eurotiomycetes; Eurotiales; Aspergillaceae.